AUGGCAGAUCGGUUCUUACCACCAGAUUACCAGCAGGAGUUGUUCAGACAGUACCAGGAUUACAGGCAGGGUACUCGGAUAGUUAAAAAGUACAUGGAAGAGUUUGACAGGUUGGCGAAUCACAAUGAUUUGGAGGAAACUAAAGAACAAUGGAUAUUCAAAUUUGUACAUGUGUUGCAAGUUUCCAUCCUAGAUCAGGUAUCCCUACAAACCCUGUAUACUUUGAAUGAGGCUUUAACCUUAUCCAAGAAAAUAGAAUAUCAGCAUCUCAGGGUAGGUUCGAAGUUUUCCAACCGCAAUUCGGAGUCCUCUAGUUCCACUGCCAAUAAAGGUAAACAACCCAUGUUUACACCACGAUCACAACCUGUGGUUAGGGAGAAUAGCGGUGUCAACCAAUCCAUAGUGGCAGUAGUAGGUUCCGCAGCCCAGUCGAUAGCGAAUGCCAACCAUUAUUCUAGGCCAACUAGGAAUAAGUGUUAUAGGUGUGGAGAACCAGGACAUCAAUCUAGUACUUGUCCUAAGCGAGUUAUAGUGAAUCUGGUGGUGGCAAAAGAGGGUGAGGUAGAAGGUGAACAGGAGGGUGAAGAGGUGUAUAAUGAUGCUGAUCGGGUGGAAUAUGGUGAUCAGCGAAAUGAGAUCUUCCAAGCACGAUGCACCGUCAGUAAGAAGGUCUGUGAUUUGAUCAUUGACAGUGGCAGUGUAGAGAACAUUGCGUCGAAGAGUUUGGUUACCAAACUGGGACUGAAAACAGAAAAGCACCCCGCUCCGUACAAGAUAAGUUGGAUCAAGAAAGCUAUGGAAACUCUUGUUACUCAACAAUGCCGUAUUACUUUUUCUAUGGUUAAAUGUUAUAUACAUGAAGUAGUUUGUGAUGUUGUUGAAAUGGAUGCAUGUCAUUUAAUACUGGGUAGACCUUGGCAGUAUGAUGUGGAUACUACUCAUAGGUGUAAGGAUAAUGUGUAUGUGUUUUUUAAGAAUGACAGAAAAAUUGUCCUUGAUCCUAUUGAGGAAGGCAGCAUACCCAAAACUUCUAAAGUGGAGUGGAAGCCAACACUCCUCAUAGUGAACAAUGAAGAUGAGUUUGAUAGGGAGUGUAAGGGGUUGAAACAGGUAUAUGUUGUAGUGGUGACAGAUGGCGAGCCAAAGAAGGUUGUUGCAAUACCUGAGGUAAUUCAAGCAUUAAUCAAGGAGUGUGAAGUUCUUUUUCCAAAAGAGCUGCAUGUGGAUGAGCUUCUGAGCAAGGGGCAGAUCAGGGAGAGUAUGAGUCCAUGUGCAGUACCAGCCUUGUUAACAUGGUCCAAGUGUUACACCAAGCUGGAUCUCAAGAGUAGGUAUCACCAGAUUCAGAUCCAACCUGGAGAUAAGUGGAAGAUAGCUUUUAAGACAAAGGAGGGGCUGUAUGAGUGGAUGAUAAUGCCUUUCGGAUUGUCCAAUGCUCCCAGCACUUUCACGAGACUUAUUAAUCAAGCCAAUGAGUUGUAUAUCAACUUGAAGAAGUACAACUUCUUGACUGAUAAGUUACUGUUUUUAGGGUAUGUGGUCAGUGCGGAUGGGAUUCAUGUUGAUGAGGACAAGGUCCGUGCAGUCAGAGAAUGGCCAACCCCAAAGACAGUGAGUGAUGUGCGAAGCUUCCAUGGGCUAGCAAUCUUCUAUCGGAGGAUUGUUAGAGAUUUCAGUAGCAUAGUAGCCCCUAUCAUUGAGUGUGAUGCAUUUGUGGGUUUAAUUGCCUCAAAGAGCUGUACGAGACUGAUGAGGAUUUUGGUGAUAUUUGGGAUUAUUAGGGAGCUACAUGGUGGAGGUUUAAGUGGACAUAUUGGCAGAGACAAGACUAUAGCACAGGUGGAAGAGAGGUACUUGAAGAUGUCCCAUUUCAUAGCAUGCAAGAAGACUUCAGAUGCUCCUCGAGUGGCCAAUCUGUUCUUUAAGGACGUUGUGCGUUUGUAUGGAGUGCCAAAGUCCAUCACCUCUGAUUGGGAUACCAAGUUCAUUAGUCGCUUCUGGCAGACUUUGUGGAAGCAUUUUGACACUUCCUUGAAUUACAGCAGCACUAGUCAUCCUUAG
Messenger RNA from Quercus lobata, 2061 nucleotides. RefSeq lists its product as uncharacterized. The transcript has 7 exons. Bases 1 to 2061 code for a protein of 686 amino acids. Gene Ontology annotation, molecular function: zinc ion binding; nucleic acid binding. NCBI's taxonomy places the organism in Eukaryota, Viridiplantae, Streptophyta, Magnoliopsida, Fagales, Fagaceae. The record is from RefSeq and is a predicted model, not a curated record.